Penicillium lagena is the source of this 897-nucleotide messenger RNA. RefSeq lists its product as uncharacterized. The coding region runs from base 1 to 897 and encodes 298 amino acids. The record is from RefSeq and is a predicted model, not a curated record. The transcript is spliced from 2 exons. Lineage: Eukaryota; Fungi; Ascomycota; Eurotiomycetes; Eurotiales; Aspergillaceae.
AUGAAGUACUCUAUGAUUCUCUCGACCUGGAUGGUCGUGGGCCUCGUGGGCGCUGCGCCAACCACCCAGCCAAUCUCGAGCGGGAUUGAGGAGAUCGCAGCUCCACCUCCUUAUCGACCUCCUUACUACAAGGAUCAUGACGACCACCGUCACGAUCGCCAUGAUGGACAUCCAAAGCGUGAAGACGAUGAUCACCACCAUGAUCGCAAUGAUGACCACCGUCACGAUAAGGACCAUGAUGGACAUUUCAAGCGUGAAAUCGUUGAGCACCACGACGGUCACCACGAUGGUCACCGCGACGACCACCAUAAGGAUCACCAUGAUGGCCAUCUAAAGCGUGAAGUCGAUGAUCACCACCACGAUCGCCAUGACGACCACCGUCACGAUCGUCAUGAUGGUCAUCUAAAGCGUGAAGUCGAUGAUCACCACCACGAUCGCCAUGAUGACCACCGUCACGAUCGUCAUGAUGAUCAUCCAAAGCGUGAAGUCGAUAACCACCACCAUGAUCACGACGAGGACCAUCGUCACGACAAGGACCAUGAUGGACAUUUCAAGCGUGAAAUCGCUGAGCACCACGAUGGUCACCACGACGGUCACCACGAAGACCACCAUAAGGAUCACUAUGAUGGCUUUCUGAAACGUGAAGUCGAUGAUCACCAUCACGAUCGCUACGACGACCACCACCACGAAGGCCACCAUAAGGAUCACUAUGAUGGCUUUCUGAAACGUGAAGUCGAUGAUCACCAUCACGAUCGCUACGACGACCACCACGACGACCACCACGAAGACCACCAUAAGGAUCACUAUGAUGGCUUUCUGAAACGUGAAGUCGAUGAUCACCACCACGAUCGCUACGACGACCACCGUCACGAUCGUCAUGAUGGACAUGCUCACUAA